AAUUAAUCGUACACGUCAAGAUAUUUAUCAAGCAUUUUCAAACUUUUCGGUCUGAAGUUUUGCCACAAUGGGUGACGAAACUACCAACGAAAUUCCUUGUAAUCAGAAACCCUGUCUCCCGCGUGUCCCGAAGAAACCUACGGUUGCUGACGACGAAGCCAGUAAGACCAUAAGGGAGAGACCCAUCUUGUUUGCUGGGGUUGUGUGGAUUGGGAUUCUUCGAAGGUUUUUGAUUCCACGUACAUGUACGCAGCAGAUCCACAAGCAGCCUGAGGAUUUAAAACCUCACCAGACAUCCAACAGACAAGUGUUAGAAACUCGACAUGUUAGCGAUUCUGAACCUUUGCAUGUCAAUCACAAGCUUACAGCUGUCCCACUUAUUACAGAAUAUCCUGUGGUCACUGGUGACCCGAAAUCAGAAACGCUCCAGAGUCCUAUCAAGGAAAAAUCAUCUUCAUAUGUCAGAGAAUUAGUGGCCCAGGCACAAGAAUCAUCUUCUGUUGUUGUAGCGCGAGCUCGAAACUUCCCUCAGGAGUUGGGCGCCAUCUUGAGAGCUGGCCAGAGAAAUGCUGCUGAAGUCUUCGAGGCUUUGCGCCGAGAGGAUAACCACAGUUCCAGGCUGGUGGCGAUCUCCAUCAGCAGUUUUGUAGGCUUGUUGUGCGGCCUCAAGAAAGGAGCUGUACCGAGCAUAGGGUACACGAUGACCGGAGCAACGGCGGCGGCGAGCUUGUGUUACCCUGAGCAUACCAAGAUCUGCAACCGGGCAGUCCUGAAGGUCUUACGACAAUCAACCCCUGCCACGUCGAGGGAUCAGUGUUCAAUCAAGGGCCCACCAUACCCCCUUGUGAUGGGUGAUUGGUAUUAUUUCCAAAUGCCCAGCUUAAAAGAUGUUUUUGGAUACGGGCAGUUGCAAGAUACAAAUGACAAUUUCAAUGCCACCGAAUUUUCUCGAGCAGAAACAAAUGUAACCAAAAAUAUCUCAGAAAAUAUCUCAGUUCUGUCCAAUCAUCCUUCUAAAAGUAGUAGUGAAGAAAUCAAAGCUGAACCAAAAGAGCCUAGCAUAAUCUUGAACAGAGUGGAAGUCGAGCCUAACAACGAAAUUAAUAAGUAUCCAAUCCAACGAGAUGUUUCAGAACAGUCAUUGAUUGAAGAAGUAUUCCUCGCACAGUCAGAUGAAGCUGAAGAUGCACUUCAAAAGAUUGAAACAGUGGUAAACGAAUCUCAUCCUCACGCAGUUUCUGACUCACCAAAGCUUGUAACAAAACAUUCUGAAGAGGGGUCCGUUGAAUCAGAAAAUAUAAGUCUUCAAUCCCCUGUAGGAGUGGGCGAAUCAAAGGAAGAUAUUUCUGAUGCUGAAGGUGAUCAUGAAAAUGGUUAUACCAAUCACUAUGAGGCUAAAGAUGAAUCUUCCGAUACGGUGAUGAUCAUUAAAACAGAGAAACUUGAUGGUCAACCAGAAAAUCCAAACGAAACUGACAAAAAAAGUGAUGGAGUGCCGCUGAGCAGGAAGUUAGCUCCUUACUACAGGGCAUUACCAGACGAUGAGAAAACCUCACGGGAGAAGGGCUACACAGACGCAUACUCUAAUCGUGGCAAUUAGAACUUGAAAAAUAUUAUAUGUAACGUAAAUUAUAUCAAACAUUGAAUUGUAUGAAGCUAAAUGACAUUGAAAAAUAAUAAAAUGGCUUUAACUAAGUUA
Macrosteles quadrilineatus (aster leafhopper) is the source of this 1699-nucleotide messenger RNA. RefSeq lists its product as uncharacterized. The transcript has 6 exons. The coding region runs from base 68 to 1600 and encodes 510 amino acids. The record is from RefSeq and is a predicted model, not a curated record. Lineage: Eukaryota; Metazoa; Arthropoda; Insecta; Hemiptera; Cicadellidae.